AUGUCUGAUGAGGAACACAAAUCGGAAUUACUCGACGUGUUUAAUGACAUCAUGAAUAAAAUUAAUGAACUACCUUUACACCCGAAAAAUAAAAUUCUACUAUACAGUCGUUACUUGCUGUCAAAGAUAUCCUGGGACUUAACUGUUUCUGACAUAUCUAAGACCUGGAUCUGCGAAACGUUAGACAGUAUUGCGACAAAAUAUAUCCGAAAAUGGCUGGAACUUCCUGUCUCUGCAACCCUUAGCAACGUGUUGCUUCCACAAAACAAAUUUGGUCUGAAUAUUAUUCUCCCUUCGACAAAAUUUAUCCAAUGUCAAACUGUCUCUCGAUCAGCUUUAAAAUACUCACCAAACGUAGAUAUUAACAAUCUAUGGGCGGUGACGAGCACCAACAAGAACAUACAGUAUGACAUUUACAAAGACACAAAAGACGUACUUAAGGCAGUUAGAAAAGAAAACGAACAAAGACUUCAAAACCACCUCAUUUCGCAAGGUUCUUUCUUUUCCAGUAUCAUGAAUCAUUCCACAUCCACAUCCAACUCUUUAUGAUCAUCCGUUCAGAGCAAACUUCCGAAAAACAUUUUUAACUUCACCAUCCGAUAUAUCAAUAACACACUUCCAACACGAAAGAACCUAUCAAAAUGGGGACUAUCAUCAACAUCCGAUUGCUCUUUCUGCUCCUCACCUGAAACGCUGCUCCAUGUGAUUGCUGGAUGUAAGACAUAUUUAGACGAAGGCCGGUUUACAUGGCGACACGAUUCUGUUUUAAACUUCCUCGCAUCCACUCUUACUGCUGUGAAAAAUUCCACACUUUACGCGAACAUUCCUGGUUUUAUGAAUCCAUCUGUUAUCACGGGAGAUCGUUUACGACCUGACCUUCUGCUGGUGACUGAAAACAGAUGUCUAUACAUCCUCGAGCUUACAGUCGGUUAUGAAUCCAAUCUGCUAGUUAACGCCAAUCGUAAGCGUCAAAAGUACCGUGAUCUAAUCAAUGAGCAGGAAGCAGAUUAUGAUAAAGUCAAGUUCGUCAAUUUAUCCUUGAGUAUCCUCGGAGUUUUUGGUCGAUCUUGUAAAAAUUUCGAUGGCAUGCUAAGUAGCCUUAAAUGUGAUGCCAAGUAUAGUAAAUACAUAAAAAAGCAAAUCGUGAACAUAUGCAUACGAACAUCAUAUUACGUAUUUUGUAAACGAAACAAGGUGUGGGAUAACCCAAAAUUAAUGUUAAUAUAAUCCUUCUUAAAAUAAUUAUUGUACAAUAAAUAUAUAGUAUCAAUUCAAGUAGACAUUGAUAAACUACCUGUAAAGCGAGGUUUAUCAUUGUAGUUGUAUAUAUCCUAAUAAUCAAUAAAUAAAGUUUCCAUUAUUAUUAUUAUUAUUAUUAUUUUUAUUAGAGAUUUACGAUUGUAUAUGUAUGUAAAGAAAAUCAUUUAAUAAAGUUUCCAUUAUUAUUAUUUGCCGUAAGCGGCUCACAUCUUUACGUGGAUCUCGCAGGGUACAAAAGUCCAUCAAUCAUCACUGGUGACACCUACCGUCCAGAUUUGCUUCUUUCAACCUCAACCGGAACACUCUAUAUUGUUGAACUUACAGUUGGCUUCGAAUCAAAUCUUCAAAAAAACGUUGAGCGUAAAAAAUCAAAAUAUAAAGAAUUAAUUAGGGAACAAAAUGAACAUUUCAACUCAGUAAACUUUGUAAAUCUUUCGAUUUGUUCUCUUGGUGUUCUCAGUAAAGAAUGUUCUACUUUCAUAGAAAUGCUUAAUGAUUUUGGUUUUCAAAAGCAACAUCAGAAUUACUGUAUUAAAAGAAUGACGACGAUUGCAAUCCGAACAACGUAUUAUAUAUUUUGUUGUCGAAACAAGGAAUGGAUGAAUCCGGAACUGUUAAGUGUUACGUUGUACUGUCAUUUUGUUAUCUUAAUAGUAUAA
Molecule: messenger RNA, 1919 nt
Organism: Paramuricea clavata
Lineage: Eukaryota; Metazoa; Cnidaria; Anthozoa; Malacalcyonacea; Plexauridae
Source: the annotation of a GenBank genome assembly